Molecule: messenger RNA, 1659 nt
Organism: Coniosporium apollinis CBS 100218
Lineage: Eukaryota; Fungi; Ascomycota; Dothideomycetes
Exons: 2
Coding region: 1-1659 (552 amino acids)
Biological process (GO): glycerophospholipid biosynthetic process; lipid modification
Cellular component (GO): endoplasmic reticulum; membrane
Molecular function (GO): 1-acylglycerol-3-phosphate O-acyltransferase activity; 1-acylglycerophosphocholine O-acyltransferase activity
Source: RefSeq, a predicted model, not a curated record
AUGCUUCCAUACAUCAACGCUCCUUUCGAGUACGCCGCCAAUGCCCUGGGAGCUUCAACGGACGAGCUCAAGCUUAUCUUCUCCUUCCUGCUGUCGUACCCGCUGGCCGGCCUCCUGAAACGCAUCCCAGACCGGUAUCCCUGGCAGAAGAACCUCUUCAUAAUAGCAGUUUCUCUUUUCUAUCUAGUCGGCCUAUUCGACCUGUGGGAUGGCCUAUACACUCUGUUCAUCAGCGCUACUGGCGCAUACCUCAUCGCAGCAUACAUCCAAGGCCCCUUCAUGCCAUGGAUAGCCUUCGUCUUCUUGAUGGGGCACAUGUCCCUCAACCACCUGAAACGCCAGUAUGCGAACGCGCCUGGUGAAAUCGACAUCACCGGGGCUCAAAUGGUGCUGAUCAUGAAGCUGACUGCGUUUUGCUGGAACGUCCAUGACGGGAGACUGCCUGAGAAAGAUCUCUCUGACUACCAAAAGGAGCGGGCCAUCCGCAGGCUACCUGAUGUAAUCGACUACGCGGGCUACGUCCUCUUCUUCCCCUCUCUGUUCGCCGGGCCGGCUUUCGAUUACGCAGACUACCAUCGCUGGAUCACCACCACCAUGUUCGAGCUCCCGCCCGGUACUGAUCCUUCCAAGGCGCCACCAACGCGGAAGAAGCGCAGGAUACCCAGGAGUGGCACUCCCGCUACCUGGAAAGCCUUCUAUGGCCUCCUCUGGAUUUUCGCAUUCCUCAAAUUCUCUGGCUGGUACUAUCCUGACUUGCUGCUAGGUGACACCUACAUGCAGUACGGCUUCCUCCGACGUGUAUGGCUACUGCACAUGUUGGGCUUCACCACGCGGAUGAAGUACUACGGCGUCUGGGCUCUGACCGAAGGCGCUUGUAUCCUAUCAGGCAUCGGCUAUAAAGGCAUCGACCCAAAGACUGGCCGCGCAGCUUGGAACAGAUUGCAGAAUGUCAGACCUCUUGCUAUCGAGACGGCACAGAACACGCACGCAUAUCUUGGAAACUGGAACAUCAAUACCAACAACUGGCUUCGGAACUAUGUGUACCUGCGUGUCACGCCGAAGGGCAAGAAGCCGGGCUUCCGAGCUACUCUAGCGACGUUCACCACGAGCGCUUUCUGGCAUGGUUUCUACCCAGGCUACUACCUGUCUUUCGUCUUGGCCAGCUUUCUCCAAACAAUUGCAAAGAAUGCCCGCCGCCUCCUCCGUCCCUUCUUCCUUACAGAAGACGGCCAAAAACCGCUACCAUCCAAACGCUACUACGACAUCUUCACCUACCUCGUGACCCAGCUCGCCUUCUCCUACACAGUCGCGCCCUUCGUGCUGCUCACCCUGCCAAGUUCCCUCCUCGUUUGGUCCCGCGUGUACUUCUACUGCAUCAUCGGCGCCGUGGCUUGCUUCGGCUUCCUCGCCUCGCCAGGCAAGGCUUACCUGAAGCAAGAGCUCAACAAAAGAAACAGGACCGCGACGACGAGAGCAACAAGUGAGCGGAGUUCGAGGGGCCCGACGCUGGGGCUGCCGGAUGAUAUGGAGGUCGACAUCCAGGAGGCUAUUGAUGAGGCCAAGGCGGAGUUUGAGGCACGGAGGAGGAGGGGCUUGCCGGUUGGGACGGCGAAGGACUUCAAGGCGGCUGUAGAGGACAAGGUAGGGCGGGAGCUGUAG